Messenger RNA from Diceros bicornis minor, 1411 nucleotides. RefSeq names its product gap junction protein gamma 2 (gene GJC2). The record is from RefSeq and is a predicted model, not a curated record. Gene Ontology annotation, biological process: cell communication. The coding region runs from base 127 to 1389 and encodes 420 amino acids. Gene Ontology annotation, cellular component: connexin complex. Lineage: Eukaryota; Metazoa; Chordata; Mammalia; Perissodactyla; Rhinocerotidae. The transcript has a single exon.
AACCACCCCACCGGCAGGGUCCGGACCCGGGUGGGGCGCUCUCUUGGAGGCGGCGAGCUCCCCGCGGGGCCCUCUCCCGCCCCGGUUGAGCUCCUCGUGGCCCUGCAGGUCCCGCCCCCCGCCCCUAUGACCAACAUGAGCUGGAGCUUCCUGACGCGGCUGCUGGAGGAGAUCCACAACCACUCCACGUUCGUGGGCAAGGUGUGGCUCACGGUGCUGGUGGUCUUCCGAAUCGUGCUCACGGCCGUGGGCGGCGAGUCCAUCUACUCGGACGAGCAGACCAAGUUCACGUGCAACACGCGGCAGCCGGGCUGCGACAACGUGUGCUACGACGCCUUCGCGCCCCUGUCCCACGUGCGCUUCUGGGUCUUCCAGAUCGUGGUCAUCUCCACGCCCUCCGUCAUGUACCUGGGCUACGCCGUGCACCGCCUGGCCCGCGCCUCGCAGCUUGAGCGCCGCAGCGCCCCUCGCCGCCGCACGCCCCAGCCGCCACCCCCGCCACCCCACCCCGGCUGGCCCGAGCCCGCCGGCCUGGCCGAGGAGGAUCCCAUGCUGGGCCUGGGCGAGGAGGACGAGGAGCCGGGGGCGGCCGAGGGCCUGGGCGACGAGGACCAGGCGGAAGACGUGGGCGCGGCCAAGGGCGCGGGCGGGGACGCCAAGGGCGCGGGGGCCCCGGGCCCGGCCGGGCAGCACGACGGGCGGCGGCGCAUCCAGCGCGAGGGCCUGAUGCGCGUGUACGUGGCCCAGCUGGUGGCGCGCGCCGCCUUCGAGGUGGCCUUCCUGGUGGGCCAGUACCUGUUGUACGGCUUCGAGGUGCGGCCUUUCUUCCGAUGCAGCCGGCAGCCCUGCCCGCACGUGGUCGACUGCUUCGUGUCGCGGCCCACCGAGAAGACGGUCUUCCUGCUGGUCAUGUACGUGGUCAGCUGCCUCUGCCUGCUGCUCAACCUCUGCGAGAUGGCGCACCUGGGCCUGGGCAGCGCGCAGGACGCGGUGCGCGCCCGCCGCCCGCCACCCGCCGCCUCCGGCCUCGCGCCGCGUCCGCCGCCCUGCGCGCUGCCCGCCGCGCCCGGCCUGGCCUGCCCGCCGGACUACAGCCUGGUGGUGCGCGCGGCCGAGCGCGCGCGCGCCCACGACCAGGACCUGGCCAGCCUGGCGCUGCAGGCGCUGCGGGACGGGCGCGCGCUCGGGGACCGCGACAGCCCGCCAUGCCCCGGCCUCUCCGCGGCCGCCCGGGGGCCCCCGAGGGGCGGCGGCCCCGCCUCCGGGUCGGGUAGUGCCACGUCGGGGGGCACGGGCGGGGGCCAGGGCCGGUCGGGCGCCAAGCCCAGGGCAGUCUCCGAGAAGGGCAGUGCCAGCAGCAGGGAGGGGAGGCCCACCGUGUGGAUCUGAGGCCCCGUCCCCGCUGCUCUCG